AUGCAGCAGAUGUUAAAUCCGAAGCGCUUUCCCAUCCACUUCGCCUAUGUGGCCGUCGCGCCGUUCAUAUUGAUAGCACUUUUAAGUAGCAGUUCGUACAUGCAAUCGCAAGAUUGCUUCUGUAGGAACCUAGAGAAUCCCGAGCUGACUACCGCCGCCGCCGCCGCCACCGCCGCCGUCGUCACCGCUUCCGCCUCGUAUCUUUCUGGAGACCUUGCUAACGCAAGACGGGAUUUAGAAUCCCGUGGACCUUCCCCCUCCGCCGCCGCCGUUCCCGCUGCGGGAGACUCGCAGCUCCUUCCUGCAGCGACGACCGGAUCCGUCUCCGCGUUUUCCAGGGGCGGGAACGACGGCGCCGGUGCCGGGGCCAAUAAUGAUGCCGCGUCAGCUGACGACGACGAUAGCAACCGUCCGUUUAUUUACGUGUACGACACGCAAUCGGAGUGGACGGAGGGGAUGAAGGGACGCCCCAAGGAGUGGUUUUCUGACCAAUACGAGGUGGAGUCGGUACUAACGGAGCUUCUUAUGCGUUCUAACGCGAUUCGCACGACGGAUCCUGAAAAGGCGACGCUGUUUUACAUCCCGUACUAUUCGUCGAACCACAUCGCGCAUGUGAACAAGAAUGAGAAAAACAUGAUGGAUAAGUCUGCCGGGGAAGUGUCUAAGGCGUGGCACAACAUUCUCACCAUGAUUCGCCGCGAUUACCCCUACUUCAACCGCACCAACGGCCGAGAUCACUUCGGCACGAGCACGUUCGAUCACGGCCGUUGCCUCGCAUUGCCGUGGGUCAACCCGGAUUUGUACGGCGAGAUGUUCUUUAUCGUGCUUAAUGGGGACCGCCUUGCGCGCACCAUCCACUCCUCUAAAAAGAGGAACAUGCAGAUCAUAGGAUACAAUUACAACAUGACCUUGCAGCCACAGUACCCAGACAUUCCAUGCUACAUGCCCGACCGUGACAUUGUCGUGCCUGCCUUUGUUGGCGGCCAGCUGCCCAUGGUGUCGCCCUUCACUGGCAAUCGUACCAUGCGAGCCAUCUUCCGGUUCUCAACGCAGCCGAGCCACAGGGCGCCCCUCACGCACCACGGCCAUUCCUUACGCCCCGAGCUGCUCAAAAUGUACGGGCGGCAGCGUAUCAAAGGGUGGAGCUUUGCAGCCAGGGGGGAGAGGCAGACGAACAAGGAGUGGCAGAUGGCUGUCUUCUGCAUCUGCCCGCCCGGCCACUCCCAGUGGACCAGCCGCCCCUUCAAGGCGCUCAUCUCGGGGUGCAUCCCAGUGACGUUCUUUCGAGACCACGACAAUCCCUGGGACGAUGAGCUGGACUACUCCUCCUUCUCCAUCAACAUCGAUCCCGACGACAUUGCUUCUCUGCGCUCCCGUCUAGAGACCGCUCCUGUGGAGCAGCUGCAACGCGGCGUGGAGACGGUGCAGUCCCCACCUCCCUCUCUCACCCCUUUAUGCCGCCAGCGGAUGUUCAAGUGGUCGGGGAAUCACACACAAGGGGCAAAGUACGAGCUUAUGAAGAGGUUACGGCAGCGAGGCAAGCAACUCUCCUCUACCUCCCUCUUCCUAUAG
Messenger RNA from Closterium sp. NIES-65, 1572 nucleotides. Lineage: Eukaryota; Viridiplantae; Streptophyta; Zygnematophyceae; Desmidiales; Closteriaceae. The record is from the annotation of a GenBank genome assembly.